CGGUGGGCGCACAGCACAGUCUGAGGGGAGACGCUUUGACCAAAAUAACGCAGGAGACGUCAGCACCAGCUUCCAAAAAAAGAUGCCGCUUUCUGGCUCUACAUCCUCCGCAAAGACCAUCCGCAGAGCUGCAUCCGAGCUGGAGAGGUCAGACUCAAUAACGUCUCCAAAAUUCGUCGGGAGGCGACAAAGUUUAAUUGAAGACGCGCGCAAGGAGAGGGAAGCGGCGGCGGCGGCGGCGGCUGCGGAGGCUGCAGAAGCCAGCGAACACAUCGUGUUUGAAGAAAACGACGGCAAAGCGCUUCUCAACAUCUUCUUUACUUUAAAAGGCUCCAAGACACCUUCAUUGUCCAGGACUCUCAAAGUUUUUGAGACGUUUGAGGCUACAAUUCACCAUGUGGAGACACGGCCGUGCCGGAAGCUCAAGGACAACCUGCAGGGUCUGGAGUACUUUGUACGCUGUGAGGUUCACCUAUCAGAUGUAAAUACGCUCAUCAGCUCCAUCAAGAGGAAUGCAGAGGAUGUUAAAACCACCAAAGAAGUCAAAUUUCAUUGGUUUCCAAGGAAAAUUGCAGAUUUGGACAAAUGCCACCAUUUGAUCACAAAGUUUGAUCCAGAUCUAGAUCUUGAUCACCCUGGAUACCAGGACCCUGCCUAUAGACAGAGGAGGAAAAUGAUUGGAGCAAUUGCCUUCACAUACAAACAUGGGGAGCCAAUUCCUAGAAUAGAAUACACAGAGGAGGAGAUUGGCACAUGGAGGGAAGUCUACUCCACUUUGAGGGACUUAUAUCACACCCACGCCUGCAGUGAACACCUCGAGGCCUUCUCUCUGCUAGAAAAACACUGCGGGUACAGUCCAAACAACAUCCCCCAGUUGGAAGACGUCUCAAGCUUCCUUAAAGAACGCACAGGAUUCACGCUGCGUCCAGUUGCAGGUUUGCUCUCAGCCAGAGAUUUCCUGGCCAGUCUAGCAUUCCGGGUUUUCCAGUGCACCCAGUACAUCCGCCAUUCCUCCUCUCCAAUGCACUCUCCAGAACCUGACUGUGUCCAUGAACUUUUGGGCCAUGUCCCCAUGCUUGCUGACCACACUUUUGCCCAGUUCUCACAGGAGAUUGGUUUGUCUUCACUGGGGGCAUCAGAUGAAGACAUUGAGAAACUGUCUACACUGUAUUGGUUCACUAUAGAGUAUGGAUUAUGUAAGCAGAAUGGAGAGUUGAAGGCUUAUGGAGCUGGACUGCUUUCAUCUUAUGGAGAACUUGUGCACUCACUCUCUGAUGAACCAGAGAUUAGAGAGUUUGAACCCAAGGCUGCAGCGGUGCAGCCCUAUCAAGACCAGACGUACCAGCCCGUCUACUUUGUUUCUGAGAGUUUUUCAAACGCCAAAGAGAAAUUCAGGGCUUAUGUAGCCACUAUCAAGCGUCCAUUCUGUGUCCGGUUUGAUCCAUACACCAGCAGCAUUGAGGUCCUGGACAACCCCGUGAAGAUCAAAAGCUGCCUGGAAUAUUUGAAAGAUGAGCUGAAGAUGCUGGCAGAUGCUCUCAGCAUUAUGUCCUAGAAGAAAGAAUAAUUUGUCGGCACCCUGUGUUUUCCUGAAUUAUCAUGUUUACCUUUGUGUGCUGUACAUGCAGUAUGAUUCUGUUUAUAAUGAGGU
Thalassophryne amazonica is the source of this 1651-nucleotide messenger RNA. RefSeq names its product tyrosine hydroxylase (gene th). The coding region runs from base 83 to 1555 and encodes 490 amino acids. Lineage: Eukaryota; Metazoa; Chordata; Actinopteri; Batrachoidiformes; Batrachoididae. The record is from RefSeq and is a predicted model, not a curated record. Gene Ontology annotation, cellular component: perikaryon; cytoplasm; axon. The transcript has 13 exons. Gene Ontology annotation, biological process: dopamine biosynthetic process from tyrosine. Gene Ontology annotation, molecular function: iron ion binding; tyrosine 3-monooxygenase activity.